GGCGCAGGCAGCCCGGCGCGGGGCGCGGCGACGCAGGACCCCGGAGGCCUCGGUGGCGGCGGCGGCGGCGGCCCGGGCGGCGGCGAUGCUGUGGCCGCGGCUGGCGGCGGCCGAGUGGGCGGCGCUGGCCUGGGAGCUGCUGGGCGCCUCGGUGCUGCUCAUCGCCGUGCGCUGGCUGGUGCGGCGGCUGGAGAAGCGGCCGCGGGGCCUGGGCCGGAGCGCGACCCCCGCGCCGCCGCCCCGCGCAGCCGGGGCCCCAGACCCAGGUGAAAUGACAAUGGAUGCUGUCUUGGCUCGGUUGAAACUUCUGAAUCCAGAUGACCUUAGAGGAGAAGUGGUCAAAGCCGGAUUGAAAUGUGGACCCAUUACAUCCACCACACGGUUCAUUUUUGAGAAAAAACUGGCUCAGGCUUUACUAGAGCAAGGAGGAAGGCUGCCUUCCUCUCUUCCCGGCCAUGAGGCAGGUGGCGCAUCUCUAAGCCAAGACACACAGAGGUUUCUGAAGUCUGCUGCAGGGAACCCCACCGAGCAGCCCGGUUUUUCUGAAGACAGAGACUUUGGUUAUAGCGUAGGCCUGAAUCCUCCAGAGGAAGAUGCUGUCACGCCGCAGGCCUGCUUGGUGCCCCUGAGUGCUGCGGCCACCCUCGGGGCCAGAGCCGGAGCCGGAGGGACAGCCUCUAAGGAGCCGCCUCUGUACUACGGGGUGUGCCCCGCCUACGAGGACAUCCCAGCGAGAAACGAAAGGGUCCACGUCUAUGAAAAUAAAAAGGAAGCAUUGCAAGCUGUCAAAAUGAUCAAAGGGUCCCGAUUUAAAGCUUUUUCAACCAGAGAAGAUGCUGAGAAGUUUGCUAGGGGAGUUUGUGAUUAUUUCCCUUCUCCAAGCAAAACCUCGCUACCACUUUCUCCUGUGAAAACAGCACCACUCUUUAGCAAUGAUGGUUUGAGCUUGUCUGAAUCAGAAACCGUAAACAAAGAGCGAGCGAACAGUUAUAAAAAUCCCCGCACGCAGGACCUCACUGCCAAGCUUCGGAAAGCCGUGGAGAAGGGAGAAGAAGACACCUUCUGCGACCUCGUCUGGAGCAAUCCCCGGUAUCUGAUCGGUUCGGGAGACAACCCGACCAUCGUGCAGGAAGGCUGCAGGUACAACAUCAUGCACGUCGCCGCCAAGGAGAACCAGGCUUCCAUCUGCCAGCUGGCGGUGGCCACCCUGGAAAACCCCGACUUCAUGCGGCUGAUGUACCCGGACGACGACGCGGCCAUGCUGCAGAAGCGCAUCCGCUACAUCCUGGACCUCUACCUCAACACGCCGGACAAGGUGGGCAACGACACGCCGUUGCACUUUGCUUGUAAGUUUGGGAACGCAGACGUGGUCAACGUGCUUUCUUCACACCAUCUGACUGCGAGAAACCCAAGGAAUAAAUAUGAUAAAACACCUGAAGAUGUAAUUUGUGAAAGAAGCAAAAAUAAAUCUGUGGAACUGAAGGAGCGGAUCAGAGAAUAUUUAAAGGGUCACUACUACGUGCCGCUUCUGAGAGCAGAAGACACUUCCUCUCCGGUCAUCGGGGAGCUGUGGUCCUCGGACCAGGCGGCCCAGUCCUCUCCUGGGGGCCGCUGUGGAGGCAGCCCCAGAGACCCCGUGCUGACCCUGAGAGCCUUCGCAGGGCCCUUGAGUCCGUCCAAGGCAGAAGAUUUUCGCAGACUCUGGAAAACUCCACCUCGAGAGAAAGCAAGCUACUUUCACAGUAUCAGGAAAUCUGACCCGGAGAGAGGCUUUGAGAGAGUGGGAAGGGAUCUAGCUCAUGAGCUGGGGUAUCCCUGGGUUGAAUACUGGGAAUUUCUGGGCUGUUUUGUUGAUCUGUCUUCCCAGGAGGGCCUGCAAAGACUAGAAGAAUAUCUCGAGCAGCAGGAAAUGGGCAAAAACGCUCAACGAGAAACAGGAGGAAAGAAAGCCUGCUGCAGAGACGGGGCCCUCACCUCUGGCAGCGGGAAGACCUGUAGCAAUUCCAUCUCCGUGGGGGCGUUUCUAGAUGAAGAUGAUAGAAGCUUCGAAGAAAUUAAAAAUCUGCAAAAUAUAGCUCGAAACGCCAGCCAGCCCACAGUCAGUGCUUCUGCAAGCCCAGGUUGCAGCAGCCUCCCCGUGGAGCAGAAGGCGGACUUCAUAGAAGCCUCAGAACCGGACAGCCCCCACGGCAGCAGAAACGGGUUUUGCAGUCCUCUGAGUCACGAGACGCUGGGUGGGAAGAGGCCAGAGUCCCCCAGCGACGAGGAAGCAUUUCUGUCACCUGUCUCUGGUUUGAGUGCUGAGUUUGAUAAACUGAAUUUGCAAAAUCUAGGAAGUAGCUUUUGCAAGGCACCAAAUAAAAAUAUGAAAACUAAAGAUAAGGACAUCCUGACUUCAAGAAUGGACCCAGUAGAAAGUGACUUGUUGGCACCUCCUGCUGCAGACGGACUCGGAAAUAACCAAAGACCGACGGAAAGUGAAAUGUCAGCUGGAAUUGCUAAGAUGUCCUUGGGUCCCAGCAGCCCCGGGCGGGAGACCCCGAGUGGGUGUGGCCCUCAGUCUCCCGUAUCCGCCCCCACCUCAAAGGAAACCGUCCAGAGGCUCUUCCUUUUUGGAGAGGAGCCAUCAAAACUAGAUCGAGACGUGUUGGCGGCUAUUGAACGUGUAGACGUUGACCCUCAUCACUACCCAGCCGUCCACAGGUGGAAGAACGCCGUCCUGUGCUACUCGCCUGCAGACAGGCAGAGCUGGCCGAGCCCCGCACUGAAAGGAAAGUUCAAGUCUCAGUGGCCGGAUGUCGGGGGCCCGCACAGCUGCAGCCCCGGGAGAAGCGGUCCUGCCGGAAGCAGCCCUGGGAAGCCCGGCCAUGCCCCCUGCUUCCCCGGCCUGGGCAGUCCUGGGCGCCACAGCCCUGCACACGGGAGCCACCUCCGCAGGACCACGCGCCUGGCUGAGCUUGCCGCCCUAUAGGGUCGGUACUCGCUACUGGGCUCCUGCUUUGCUCUCCAUUUUUACAGAAAGGGUAAUACAUUUAUUGCUAAAAUUUCACAAAAGAUUAUAUUCUGAUUAACUUAUUAAUCUUCACUUUGAGAGUGUACGAACUUUAGAAAAUACAAGUAUUCUAUGUAAAAUUUAGAUUUCUGGUAUGUUGGAAGAAGUUAAUGAAAGCAAACUCAGAUACAAAUUUUGUGGAAAAUGUCGAUGUAGUAGCGGUACAGACCUCUCAGGUAGCAGUUCCCAGGUCUGGGACAUAAGAGGAGGGGUGCGGAGGCCAUUUGCUGAUGGGUCGUGUGCUUGCCAGACCACCUGGGCAGAUGCUCCAGACUCGGAGGGAGCCGCUGAGUCGUCAGCACUGGCGUCCCUGCAAGGUCAAUCGUGGGUCAUCUCGCCUUUUCCUGGGGGCAGCUCCUAGACUGUCUGGUCCACCAUGAUGCCAAAACCCUAGGUUUGCCGGUUGACCCUUGUGGUUUAGACAGAGGAAGGAGGUAGAUGGCAGGGCAGCAGUGAACCUGGAGUAUAAUCUGGGUCAUUGAAAACGUUUAAAUUAUUGACCAGAAGAUAAAAAUAGCUUUUCUCUUAGGAAAAGUCUAGCCAUUGGGAGUUUCGCAAAUAGUCCCACAAAACUCACCAGCAAUAAUGAAAAGGUGUUUUAUUUUUCACCAGCACUUGAGCUUUCAGUCUACUUUAUUUAGUUGCCAAUGUAGUGAUAAUAAAAUAAUCUGUAAAUAGUUUCCUAGUUUUGAAAUUUAUUCUUAGGAUUUGCUAAGCAUAAAUGAUUAUAUGGCCAACUAUGGCAGAUAUGUCCUUUAUUUUAGAAUUCAUUCCAGUUGGGGUUUCCUUUAUAAAAGAGUAUUGCUUUACAGUGCAGAAACCACAAGUUUGAGUCCCGUUUCAGUUCCCUGUAACGCUUGUUGCAACCUCGGCCCUCGGCCCUGGCCUGGGGAGGGUCUGCGGCGUGUGUGGGGAGCAGGGGACAGAGCGCAGCACCGUGUGCCCAGCACUCCCCGGAAGAGCUCACCUGGUUGAAGGCUGAUUUCCUCCUGGGUGUCACAAACAACUGCUCACACACAAGCAGUAUUUUGUGAGCAUUUCUAGUGUUUAAUCCAAAAGGAAAAACUGCCAAUGUUUUUGCUAACUUCAGUGCCUUUUGUAAAUCAUUUUUAAUUUUCCUGAACUUGCUUUUUGAGAAUAUACAGUGAUACUAUGUAGGUGUAAGAUUGUUUUUUGUUUGUAAAAAUUCUGAACUGCAAUGUGUAUUAAAAAAAAAAAAAAAGCUUAUUUCAGCCAA
Molecule: messenger RNA, 4289 nt
Organism: Microcebus murinus (gray mouse lemur)
Lineage: Eukaryota; Metazoa; Chordata; Mammalia; Primates; Cheirogaleidae
Gene: ANKLE2
Product: ankyrin repeat and LEM domain containing 2
Biological process (GO): negative regulation of phosphorylation
Cellular component (GO): endoplasmic reticulum
Molecular function (GO): protein phosphatase 2A binding
Source: RefSeq, a predicted model, not a curated record